AUGACCGAAGCUGGGCCCAGGCAUUCUAGACCCCAGAAAAUCCCCAUUGACCCCAUCAUCCCACAUCGCCGUCAAUUGACCAGUUACGGCCCCGAAGCCUGCAGCCCGCAACCCGAGGCCACAGGCUCGCUGCUCGCACAACCAAAGCACCCAUCACACACAGACCAGAACGAAGGGAGGAGAGACAUUACAUCGCACACAUGGAGGGGUUGCGUCGACGAUCCAAGCGCGAUGCUGAUCCCUUCUGUCGGUUUUCCUCAUCUGUGGUCUCUGUCGCCCAUCACCCCGCGCCCGGCGCCCGUAUCUGCGCACGAGGCAUCCGAGAUCGAAUUAUCGCUCCCGGCGGCUAGUGUACUCCCCCUUCCUCAUCCGAACUGCUUCAAACCGACGUCCCCUCCAACGCCGAGCUCAAGUUUCCAAUUCUUGUCAUUCUUGUUCACCAAGUGCAACAUUGAAUGGUCUGACACGGUCACAAUCUUCUCGGUGGAGUCGCCAAGCGCUUGGCUUCUCGCGACCGCGCAAGAUGGUGUGGACCGGGCCAAGUGA
Molecule: messenger RNA, 546 nt
Organism: Colletotrichum scovillei
Lineage: Eukaryota; Fungi; Ascomycota; Sordariomycetes; Glomerellales; Glomerellaceae
Exons: 1
Coding region: 1-546 (181 amino acids)
Source: RefSeq, a predicted model, not a curated record